Aspergillus novofumigatus IBT 16806 is the source of this 3185-nucleotide messenger RNA. RefSeq names its product sulfatase domain protein. The record is from RefSeq and is a predicted model, not a curated record. NCBI's taxonomy places the organism in Eukaryota, Fungi, Ascomycota, Eurotiomycetes, Eurotiales, Aspergillaceae. The coding region runs from base 442 to 3024 and encodes 860 amino acids. The transcript has 3 exons. Gene Ontology annotation, molecular function: arylsulfatase activity.
CCUACCGGCGCUGUAGACUACUGUACGGACGAUGGAGUAGUAGUACCUAGUGUCUGCCUUGCCCAGAGUGGAUUCUCGAGUCCAAAGAGCUUCCAAGCUAAUCCCAAGGCCGACUUAGAGUGACAUCGUUCGUCUCCUCUUAAAAGACACCGAUAAAUUCUCUUCUUCUGAUUACUGUCAUCCUCUCCUUUCCUCCAUUCAUUGCCACAUCUCUUUGACUCUUCAUUCCUUGCGAGCUCCUCUUUCAACAAGAGCUUCGUCAUCUUCUCAUCCUCAUCGAUGCGUUCUUCGUCUUGUUGAAUGCGGAUGUCUCCCUCUCGUAGCAAUUCUUGCUGAUCGCGUGCCCCGUCGUGGGCUAUGCGAGUUCCCCUAUCCGAUUAAAAUAACAUAACAUAACAUAAUCAUUAUCGCUGAGAAGCUGCCAUCUUCUCCUUGAUCGUCAUGCACUUCUCCAAGCUCUCCGAGCUCGUCGAUCAACUCGUUCGAGUCGUCCGAGAUUCCCCCGCGCACACCUUCGACCGGUGGUGGAGUGUAUCGCGGAAAUUCUUCUUCACCCUGACCUUCAUCUCACUGAUCUGGGCCAAAUUCUUACACAUAGCUGCUCAUCUCUACUCAUUACCGCCGGCCAAAUUGCUUCUGUGGGGUCCGACCUUCUUUUUCCAGGAUGUCAUCUUUAUCCUUGUCGUCCGUCUGCUCACCCAAACCAUCCCCUGGCGACCUGGCGCCGUUCUCGCUGCACUAUGCACUGUGCCAUUCAGUUUGCUGAUGUCUGGCAUGGCGUCUUCCGCCACCUCCUUUUACGUCGUGACCGGCGCCGAGAUCCACUGGCGACAAAUCCGCACUUUUCAGAGCGAUGCGGCUGCCUUUCGGACCCUACUCACCGGAUUGACAGGAUUUCUAAUCGUGGAAGCCAUCAUAAUUGCCGCCUCCUGGUUCCUGGCGGCACCCGUCCACCGAGUCACGGGUGGGGUCUUACGGAUCCUGGUGACUCCCCUGCAGAGGCUAGCGCAACGGAUCUGGAGUAUUCGCUGCCCGCAAUGGAGGAGGAAGACCAGUCCCAUGGAUCCCGAGCGGUAUGAACAGAUUGCGGUGGAUGAUUACCUGGACGACAAGAGUGAGGACGGAGACUCGGUGUUUCUCCUCGACCCGAUGAGUCACGAGACCCCCGUCAGACAUCACGAAUCGCUGUUCAAACGUCUGGCCGUCUUCCUCUUCUUCGGCGCAUAUGUGCUCCUCCGAUGCCUUCGCCCCCCAAUCCUUCACUACCGCUGGCUGGAAGGUCGCACGGCGCUGGAUAAGGUGCCGAGGUGGGAUUGGCUGCCGAGCGAUCCGAUCGCCGGGUUCGAGGAUUGGUAUCCGGGAUUCGAGGACGAUCAUCCACCGCAUCAUGGACCGCAUCACGGACCGGAUCACGGACCGGAUCACAAACCGCAUCAUCGCCGUCGUCCUCCACCGCUACAUUACAACCCGGCCCAGGAUCCGUUGCACAUCCCCAAUCUACAGAAUCCCGUGCUAGAGCCCCUGAAGGAAGCACUCGCCAGCGGAAACGUGAGCAUCAAACACGUCAUCCUGCUGAAAUUGGAGAGCACCCGCGCGGACGUCUUUCCGCUGCGCAAGGACUCGUUCAUGUGGAACCGCAUCGCUGAUUCCCACACGAACCACACCAUCCCCGAUACCGUGCAGCACAAACUGGCCGAGUUGACCCGAACAGCGGAGUAUCUCACCGGCUUUGAUUCGGGCUUCCCGCGCGACCCUGCUGCACACAAUGGUAGAAAAGCGUUCGGCGGCAUCAGCGCCCGCAAUGCCUUCACCACGGGCACCUACACGCUCAAGAGCCUGGUCGGAACCCUCUGCGGCGUUACCCCACUGGUGACCGACUUCAACCGCGAGUACAAGCAUCACAUCUACCAACCGUGCAUGCCGCAUGUCCUGAACGCCCUGAACCGUCAGAUUGACAUCGCGAACCGAACCAAGGAUUUCACCUCGUGGCCCUGGCACUCCAAGUGGAUGCAGUCCGUGACCGAGGGCUACGACAAGCAAAACGAGCUGACGCCGCGACUGGGUUUCAAGGACAUUCUCGCUAAGGAGCAGCUGGAAAGCCCCAGUGCCAAGCACUGGCCGGUCAAGUCGAAGGAGAUCAACUAUUAUGGAUACCCCGACACUGAGCUCCGCGAGUACUUUCGCGAUGCCAUCGACGACGCCGAGCGGGAGCACAAGCGACUGUUUAUCACCCAUCUGACCGGUACGACUCACCAUCCGUGGGGUAUGCCAAAUAACAGCUACCAGCACUUUAUGGGCGACAAGAACUUCAAGGCCAAGGAUGAUCUCAACAAAUAUCUGAACACCAUCGGUUUCAUUGACAACUGGCUGGCGGAGAUCAUGGACAUUCUCAAGGAGAAAGGAGUUGCAGACGAGACCCUGCUCGUCAUGGCCGGCGAUCACGGAUUAUCUCUUCCCAACGACGGAGGGGUCACUCCCUACGACAAUCCGCAUAUCGGUAGCUUCCAGGUUCCCAUCGUGUUUGCGCACCCCAAACUCCCGCCCGUCGAGAUCACGUCGCCCGUAAUCUCGGACCAGAUCGUGCCGACGAUCCUGGAUCUCCUGAUCGAGUCCUCUUCGCUGGAGAAAAAGGCCACCCGUGCGGCCAAGGACGUGCUGUCCCUCUAUGAAGGCCAGUCGAUGAUUCGGCCCUUGAUCCCCGAACAGGACGGCAAGCAAGACUGGCAGUUCACCGUGAUGAACACGGGCGGGUCCUGGCUGGCAGUGCGCUCCGCCGCCAAACCAGCCUACCGACUCGUCAUCCCCCUCAUCGACGAUCUGGAGUGGCGGUUCACGGAUCUGGAAAAGGAUCCCAACGAACUCCACCCGAUCAAGAACUUUGAUCUGAUUGAUCUGGCCCGCAAACUCGAAAAACAGUACGGGCCGGAAGUGACCAACUGGGUCCGGGACGCCGCUCAUGUUGCCUCAUGGUGGGUGGGAGAAAACUGGCGUCGCUACCGGUAUCGUCCCGGGCCCAAGCACUGACGAUUGCAUAUUUUCUGGCCUUCUCUUUUUUUUUAAGUUCUCCCCUUGUACAUGCUCUUAAGCUCUGCCGUUUGCAUUUUCAUAUCACAUAUUGCAUCUUGUCGAUAUACCCGACCUCCAGGCGUACACACCUUCCCAGUUCGUUGGAGUCCCAAACAAAC